Penaeus monodon (black tiger shrimp) is the source of this 972-nucleotide messenger RNA. Its product is annotated as lachesin-like. The transcript is spliced from 5 exons. Gene Ontology annotation, cellular component: neuron projection membrane. Lineage: Eukaryota; Metazoa; Arthropoda; Malacostraca; Decapoda; Penaeidae. The record is from RefSeq and is a predicted model, not a curated record. Gene Ontology annotation, biological process: synapse organization. Bases 163 to 972 code for a protein of 269 amino acids.
CUCUCUCUCUCUCUCUCUCUCUCUCUCUCUCUCUCUCUCUCUCUCUCUCUCUCUCUCUCUCUAACGCCUCCUCCUUCGCCCACAGGCGUGACCGCCCACCGACACGAAGGGCGGCUCGAAAGGUCGUCAGGCCCCGCCCCUCACCGCCGCCGUGACCUCACCAUGAUGACGACCAGGGGCGCCAACCCUCCCGAAGUGACGCCUCUGUUGCGCCAAAACAACAGUGAGAUCGUCGCGCAGGUUGGCAGCACUGCGAACUUCAGGUGUUACACGCAGACCAUCGGAGACGAGAUCGUCUCCUGGCUGAAGAAGGACGAGGAUCACCUUUUAACAGCUGGAGGCCAAGUGUAUUCCUCGGAGAGCAAGUAUUCCGUUUCCCAUGCAAGGCAUCUCAAGUUAUGGGAGCUGUCAGUGAGAGACGUGCGGUUUUCCGACGCAGGUUUGUAUGAGUGUCAGCUGACUACGCACCCGCCUACGUCCACUUUCUUCACGCUCAAGGUGGUUGAGGCUCGCGCCAUGAUCCAGGGCGAGCCCGACCUGCACGUGCACACGGGCGUGCGUCUGCGACUGCACUGCACGGUGGAACACGCCACGGAGCCGCCCGUGUACAUCUUCUGGUUCCACAACGGCAGCAUGAUCAACUACACCCCCCGGCGCCGCUUCAAGGUCAUGGAGCACAACUUCGGAAGUUCGCUCGUCAUCACCAACGUCACCUGGGAGGACGCCGGGGACUACCGCUGCGAGCCGUACCUGGCCAUCCCCACCAACGUCACGCUGCACGUCGUCGCAGGAGAGAAACACGCCGCCUUGCACAACGGCCAGAACGAUGACGUCAUCGGCGAGGAGGGCGUGGCCGGCCGAGGCUCCGCCCACGUCUCCGGCGACCUGCUCCUGUGCGCCUCCUUCGCCGCCCUCGCCUGCUGGCACGCGCUUAUCUGGCCGCCCAGACGAGCUCUUAUCGCGUUCAGAUAA